Messenger RNA from Oncorhynchus gorbuscha (pink salmon), 1209 nucleotides. RefSeq names its product coiled-coil domain-containing protein 171-like. The transcript has 3 exons. The record is from RefSeq and is a predicted model, not a curated record. The annotation marks the transcript as partial. Lineage: Eukaryota; Metazoa; Chordata; Actinopteri; Salmoniformes; Salmonidae.
UGUCUGGUGGUUUCGCUGCAGCAACACUUCCUGGUUUUCACCCACCGGCUGCACUCCGCUGAGGUGGAGAGGCGGAGCCUGAGGUUAGAGGUCGCACGCCUCAAACGUGUCACCAAGGGCGAUCGAGGACCGUGCCACCUGGUGCCGGCAGAGCGGUUUGGCAGUGUGUGUGAGGAGUUGAGACAGGCCUUACAGAGAGAGGAGCAGGCUCAGGGUCUCCUGAGACAACAGUCUGACCAGCUACACACACUGGGGUUACGCAUGGACACACAUUGUGGAGAAGAGAGAGAGAGAGAACAGACACUCUCACAGGCCGUACAGAGUCUGUCAGAAGCUCGUCAGGAGGUGCGUCAGAAGGAGCAGUCUCUAAGGGUUCUGGGUAAACACCUGUCGGGCCUACAGCAGGAGAAGAAGAGUCUGGAGGAGAGUGUCAGACACGCGGAGGAUGCACUACGCAUGGCAGCCAAGUACGCACUAGCACCCUACACACUAUACCCUAAACACUAUACCCUAAACACUAUACCCUACACACUGCACCCUAAACACUAUACCCUAAACACUAUACCCUAAACACUAUACCCUACACACUAUACCCUACACACUAUACCCUACACACUGCACCCUAAACACUAUACCCUAAACACUAUACCCUAAACACUAUACCCUAAACACUAUACCCUACACACUGCACCCUAAACACUAUACCCUAAACACUAUACCCUAAACACUAUACCCUAAACACUAUACCCUACACACUGCACCCUAAACACUAUACCCUAAACACUAUACCCUAAACACUAUACCCUAAACACUAUACCCUACACACUGCACCCUAAACACUAUUCCCUAAACACUAUACCCUACACACUAGAACCCUAAACACUAUACCCUACACACUAUACCCUACACACUGCACCCUAAACACUAUACCCUACACACUAGAACCAUAAACACUAUUCCCUAAACACUAUACCCUACACACUAUUCCCUAAACACUAUACCCUACACACUAUACCCUAAACACUAUACCCUACACACUAUUCCCUAAACACUAUACCCUACGCACUAGAACCCUAAACACUAUUCCCUAAACACUAUACCCUACACACUAGAACUCUAAACACUAUACCCUAAACACUAUACCCUACACACUGCACCCUACACACUAUACCCUAAACACUAUACCCUACACACUGCACCCUACACACU